AUGGCCAUUUAUCAUCAUCCCCGGCCUUACUGUACAAUGGACCAACCACAGGAGAAACCAGCAUCCAACGCUACGUCUCCCAAAAUGUCGCCAAAGACUGAGCCCGAGGCGGAAUCCGGAGCGGCUCCUGCUAUCACUACUGCUCCUGCAUCCACCCCGGCUGCUGCCGUCCCCGCUCCUGACGCCGCGUCUGUCGCAACACCCUCAGCAACACCAGUCGCAACAUCAUCAGCAAAAGAAGCAUCCACCCAGGCAGCACCCACCACCACCGCUGCUCCUGCUUCUGAUGCCCCGGUUGCCACCGCUCCCCUCGCAACCAGUGUUCCGCCUACUGUGAAACCGGAGGAGAGUGUUCCUGCUCCUGGCCCCGCCGGCAGUGCUUCUACCACCACGGCGUCCACGUCAGCAGUGCCAACACCCGUACCUGCCACAGCACCAGCACCUGCUGUUCCCGCUGUCGCAGCACCCCCUUCCACUGGCUCUGCUCCACCUUCUACUGCGGGCCCCAGUUCGGCUUCCCCGGCUCCUCCCCAUCCUGCUCCUCCGGCCUCUGCGCCCGCUCCUGCACAUUACCACGGCUCUCCCCCUCAUCAGAUGCACCCCGGCCCUGUCCCUGGACCCCGAGGCUCGCCUGCUCCUCCUCAGCAGUCCCAGCAGCACACUCCUCAGCCUGGGGCACAACCCUCGCCCGCUGGAGACAUUGAACACAUGCACCAUAUGCACUUGCCACCGCGAAACCACUCGCAGACCAGCGUGUACCGUGCACUCAAUGUGACUGAUGCGCUCACAUAUCUGGACCAGGUGAAAAUCCAGUUCAGCGAUAACCCGGACGUGUACAACCGGUUCCUGGACAUUAUGAAGGACUUCAAGAGCCACACGCUCGACACCCCAGGCGUCAUUUCGCGUGUCUCCAACCUUUUCCGAGGCUUCCCACAUCUCAUUGAGGGCUUCAACACGUUCCUUCCUCCCGGAUACCGCAUUGAGUGCAGUGGCGAUCCCUCCGACCCCCAUCCUAUCAAAGUAACCACCCCCGCGGGUACUACUACUGGUGCCGAGAUGGGUAUUACCCAAGGUCAGCAGCCUCAGCCUCAUUUGCAGCAACAGACUCAGCAACAGCAGCAGCAGCAGCAGCAAGGAGGUCCCCAGCAGCAACAGGGAGGUCCCCAGGGUGGUCCUCAGCAAGGAGGCCCUCAGGGAGGCCCCCAAGGCCCCCCUCACAUGCAGCACCCUCACAUGCAGCAGCACCCCCACCACCCCCCUCCACAUGGAGCUCCUCUCUACGGUCCUCCCUCCGAGCAGGCCGCUGGACAGUCUCUUCAGCAACUCUCUGGAGUAGAUAACCGAGCCUCCCCCAGCGAGCCCAGCCGCCGAUCUGGAGCACCCGUCGAGUUCAACCACGCCAUCAACUACGUGCACAAGAUCAAGAACCGGUUUGCUGACCAAGAAGAGACUUACAAGCACUUUCUGGAGAUCCUGCAGACCUACCAAAAGGAGCAGAAACCCAUUGGUGAAGUGUACCAACAGGUGACAAUCCUGUUCCGCAACGAGCCCGACCUGCUGGACGACUUCAAGCAGUUUCUGCCUGACACUAGCGGUGAGGCUGCUGCUUAUCUGGAGGCUGUGGGUCAACAGCAGCGUCUUCCUCCCGUUGGAAACUUUGCUCCUGCCUAUCCUGGUCCUGUUCAUCAGCCUAGUGGAACCCCGGGGGCUGCAACUGCUCCUCCCCCUUCUACUGCUGCUCCCUCGGUCAAGAGAAAGCGAUCUUCUGUCAGCGAAUUUCCUACCGAAUAUAGCAAUAUUCGAGGCGGGGCUGCUGCUGCUGCUGGAGCUGCGAACAAGCGGAAGAAGGAGGACUCUCCUUCCCUUCUGCCCACGCCCUCUCCAUUGGCUCCCACUUCUGGCAACGAUGCUCUCGUGGAGGAGAUCUCCUUCUUCGACCGAGCCAAGAAACACAUUUCCAACAAGGCUGUGUACAACGAGUUCCUAAAAAUUCUUAACCUCUUCUCCCAGGGUCUCAUUGACAAGGCUACUCUUGUGGAGCGAGUGGAGGGCUUUCUGGGUGGUUCUCACGAGCUGUUUGCCUGGUUCAAGAAGUUCGUCAACUAUCAAGAGAAGCCGCUGCAUAUCGAGAACAUUGUGUUCAAAAAGUCGCAUCUUGAGCUAUCGUUGUGUCCUCCUCUGGGCCCCUCCUACCGGCUGCUUCCCAAGUCGGAGCGGUUCAUGCCCUGUUCCGGACGUGAUGAAAUGUGCUGGGAGGUGCUGAACGACGAGUGGGUCGGCCACCCUACCUGGGCGUCCGAGGACUCUGGUUUUGUCGCCCACCGAAAGAACCAGUACGAGGAGGUUCUUCAUCGAGUCGAGGAGGAGCGUCAUGAGUACGACUACUACAUUGAGGCGAACCUGCGGUCGAUUCAGACGCUUGAGACCAUCAGCAACCGAAUCGCCAACAUGAGCCAUGAGGAGCGGCUCAACUUCCGACUGCAGCCUGGUCUGGGACAUGGCACCACCAUCUACCAGAAGGUGAUUCGCAAGAUAUAUGACAAGGAGCGAGGCCUGGAAGUGAUCGAGGCGCUUCAUGAGAACCCUGGUAUUGCUGUUCCUGUUGUUCUGCGACGUCUGAAGCAGAAGGACGAGGAAUGGCGACGAGCACACCGAGAGUGGAACAAGGUGUGGCGGGAAACCGAGCAGAAGGCCUUCUACAAGUCUCUGGACCAUCUGGGACUCACCUUCAAGCAGCUUGACAAGAAGAUGUUGACCAGCAAGCAGCUUGUUGCCGAGUUGGCUGCUGCUCGAGUCGACAGCAAUGCCACUCCUGCCGCCAAGAAGCCUCUCCUCGGUCUCAAGCCUGUUCAGCAGCUGGACUACGAUUUCAAGGACUAUUCUGUGUUUGGAGAUGUUCUCAAGCUGGUCAGUGUGUUUCUGGAGCAUAGCAGCAGUUAUAGCGCUAAUGAUCGGGAGAAGCUGGGUGUUGUUAUGGACGGUUUCCUCUGGUUGUUCUUUGGUUACGAGAGCGAGUCUGCCAAGGUCGAGGAGUUUAAGGAGGAGACUGAGGACAAGAUUGACGAGGACGACAAGGAGGCUGAGGCUCGAGACAAGAAGGAGGAUGACAAGAAGGAAGAGUCUCCUAUCAAGGUCGAAGAGGAGAAGGAGAUGAAGGAUGAGUCCAAGGAGUCUACGGAUGCUAAGGAUGAGUCCAAGGUGUCCAAUGAUGCCAAGGAUGAGUCCAAGGAGUCUAAGGAUGCCAAGGAUGAUGUCCCUACCACUAACGGACACUCCAAUGGAACGGCUAAGAUUCGCCCAUCUCUCCGUGAAAUCCUGCUAAAGGCCAAGUCUCGAGACAACAGUCCUGACGCUGAGGAUCCUUCUCACCCCUGGAUCCACACCGAAACCCCUCUCAACACUUCCACGCCCGGCAAGCGACACCGGUUCAACCUUUUUGCCAACACCACCAUCUACGUUUUCUUCCGUCUGCUGCAAACUCUGUACCAGCGACUUGUGGAGGUCAAGGCUCUGGAGGAGACUGUGUCAGCAGAGAUUGCUUCUCGAACCCCCGUUGACUUUGCCGUCGAUCUUAACCUCUACGACCACAAGCUGGACGACAUGGGUCUGCGAUUCAAGUCGAAGAACUGCUAUCCUCAGCUGCUCAAUCUGUCGUGUCGACUGAUUGAAGGAGAUGUGGAGCACCAGUGGUUUGAGGAGGCUCUGAGACAGGCAUACCGAAACCGUGCCUACAAGCUAUACACCAUUGACAAGGUUGUGCAGGCUCUGGUCAAGCACAUGCAUACUGUCAUCAGUGACCAAAAGUCCAAUGACAUUAUGCUACUUUUUGAGCGAGACCGUCUAACCCCCACGUCGUCUGUUCAUCAACAGAUUCUGCAUCGUCUCCAGGUCAAGCAGGUGGUUGACUCGGACGAGAGUCUUUACAGAAUCGAGUUUGACGAGAAGACCGGACAUGUGAGCAUUGUCUAUUUGUCUGGUGAGGACGAGUCUGUCAGUGUGGUUGGAGCUUCUGACGAGGACAAGUGGAAGUAUUAUCUGACUUCCUAUGUCAUGGCAAACCCCACCGAGGGAGUCAAGUCGGACAAGAUCCGAAUGCCUCUGUUGAGAAGAACUCUGGAAGACUUUGAGUCGCGUGACGAGGAGGAAGACGGGCAUGUGCAUUCCGAUUCGAUCUUUGAGACGGUGGAGCAGAAUCUGCUUGUUCGAAUUGCUCUGGGAUCAUUCAAAAUGUUUUUUGUCCCUGGAACCGAAGACUGUUUUGUCCGAAAGAGUGUCAAGACUGAGCCUGUCAAGGGCGAGACUGUCCGGCAGCAAAAGUUUAAGGCCAUCCAGGAUGGAUCUUCUACCUUCAAGCAGGGUCUGGACCAGUCUCAGAUUGACACUCUGGCGUCGCACUUCGAGGCAUUCAAGAAUGGCGAGGUGGAUGAGUUGCUGGUGGAUAUCAAGACUAACAGCACCAGUGAUACCGAAGACCCUAACAAGACCACCGAGAUGGUCGAUGGAGACAAGACUGAGGAGGUCAAGGAGGAAGAUGAGGGAGAAAAGGUGGAGACUGAAAAGGAGGAGGUGGAAAUGAAGGAGUGA
This is a messenger RNA of Yarrowia lipolytica CLIB122, 4584 nucleotides long. The record is from RefSeq and is a predicted model, not a curated record. Lineage: Eukaryota; Fungi; Ascomycota; Dipodascomycetes; Dipodascales.